Angiostrongylus costaricensis is the source of this 1450-nucleotide messenger RNA. The record is from the annotation of a GenBank genome assembly. Lineage: Eukaryota; Metazoa; Nematoda; Chromadorea; Rhabditida; Metastrongylidae.
AAAAAGGUCUUUAAUAAAUCAUUAGGUGUAGAGGGUAGUUUUUGUCCCACUCCUCUCAUUUCGAUCAAAGAGUCGCAGAAAUAAGACGACAUCGACAAUUUUGCAACAAUUCUUAAAUUGCUUCUUCAGAUCCCAACAUUUCUGCCAAGAGUUCGUUGCUAGACCGUUGAAUGGAAUUGAACUUCUCAGCAGAGUGCUCAGCGUCCUCCAAGGAAUCAUUAACUCCAAUCAAACAUCUUCAUCGAAAAUUUCUAACCUACUGUCAAGAAGUAAUACAAACAACACAAAUAGGAAACGAAAAGCUGCGGUAGCCGAAGCCGAUUGUAUCGAAUGCCUCAAAAUUCUCCUGGAAAAGUCGGAACACGCUUGGCGUCGGUUUUUGGAUUUGACGACUGGAAUGGAUGCGGUGCUUUUUGCUGUGAACAGUCCACAACUCGACUCGAAAUGUUAUGCAGUCGAGAUUUUGCUCUUACUACUGGAUAAGCCUCAGGGAUUUGUGGUACUGAUGAGAGCGCUGACGGUGAUGACAGCAAAGAGCCGUGAUUAUAUUAGGUUGACGUUGUUCGUCAGUCAACUCAAGCACGGCCUUCAUACCCAGAAACUUCACAUACAGAUCCUUAUCGUGCGACUUUUUAACAAACUACUGGCGACUGCACCGUCGUCGCUUCAUCGUUCCCUUAUUCGAUCUGAAAUCAUACUCGCGAGAUUCAGUGCAGAGUACGUUGAAAAUCUAAUUACGACGCAAUCAACGCCCUUUGGAGGUAUGGAUAUUCUUGCCAAUGAACUAGACUUGUGGAGAUCUCUUGGCUCAUCAACGAUUGCUUCUUAUAGCUUUGAGCAAAGUCACAUUUAUGGCAAAAAAUUUCAGGCUAGUACCACAGUGACGAAGAACGUCGAACGGCACCGUUUCAAGAAGCAAAGCGGAGCGACUUUUGGUGAGCGCUCAUCCGCUGCUGGACAUUAUCCGGAAGUUGAUCGAAACACAUCCAAUGCUUUCUAUCCAGAUCGUCGGUCGCUGACUUUGUCUAACCGCGCUUGGCAAGGUCUGGACCGCUCGCCUCCACGGGCGCAUUACACAAAUCCAACUUCGCCCCGUACUCGUUUUGCUGAACCCGUUAUUGUUGAGGCCCAGAUACCCCAUGUAGGGUUCAGCUACUUAUUCCCAUCCCAACCAGUCGUCGCUAGCUUUGUGUCCAAGAGAACGGUCACUCCGGAUCAUCAUCACAGACAGGUUAGUUUCGAACAUUUGACAAGCAUUUUUAGUUGUUAUGGUCGAAAUGACGAAGCUUUUUACGCUACUGACUCACGAACAAGUAGUCGAGCCAAAGUACUCAGUCCAAGCAUUAACGGGGAUGAUGUUCGGGACGCUUUGAGUCAGUUCGACUAUCUGAAUGACUACGAGAACUCGAGUUUACGCGAACGUGGACGAGAAGCUUCCUAUCACUUCUAG